Grammomys surdaster is the source of this 1322-nucleotide messenger RNA. Its product is annotated as histone-binding protein RBBP4-like. The record is from RefSeq and is a predicted model, not a curated record. Gene Ontology annotation, cellular component: NuRD complex; nucleus; ESC/E(Z) complex. Gene Ontology annotation, molecular function: histone binding. Gene Ontology annotation, biological process: regulation of gene expression. Lineage: Eukaryota; Metazoa; Chordata; Mammalia; Rodentia; Muridae.
AUGGCUGACAAGGAAGCGGCCUUUGACGACGCGGUAGAAGAACGUGUGAUCAACGAGGAGUACAAAAUAUGGAAGAACACCCCUUUUUAUGAUUUGGUGAUGACCCAUGCCCUGGAGUGGCCCAGCUUAACGGUCCAGUGGCUUCCAGAUGUGGCCAGGCCUGAAGGAAAAGAUUUCAGCAUUCAUCGGCUUGUCCUGGGAACACACACAUCAGAUGAACAAAACCACCUGGUGAUAGCCAGUGUCCAGCUCCCUAAUGACGAUGCUCAGUUUGAUGCAUCCCAUUAUGACAGUGAAAAAGGAGAAUUUGGAGGUUUUGGUUCUGUCAGUGGGAAAAUUGAAAUAGAAGUCAAGAUCAACCAUGAAGGAGAAGUAAACAGGGCCCGGUACAUGCCUCAGAACCCUUGCAUUAUUGCAACAAAGACUCCAUCCAGUGAUGUUCUUGUUUUUGACUACACAAAGCACCCUUCUAAACCAGACCCUUCUGGAGAAUGCAACCCAGAUUUUCGUCUCUGUGGACAUCAGAAGGAAGGAUAUGGGCUUUCUUGGAAUCCGAACCUCAGCGGGCACUUGCUUAGUGCUUCAGACGACCAUACCAUCUGCCUGUGGGACAUCAGUGCAGUUCCAAAAGAAGGAAAAGUGGUGGAUGCAAAGACCAUCUUUACGGGGCAUACAGCAGUAGUGGAGGAUGUUUCCUGGCACCUGCUCCACGAGUCUCUGUUUGGGUCAGCUGCUGAUGAUCAGAAACUUAUGAUUUGGGAUACUCGUUCAAACAAUACUUCCAAGCCAAGCCACUCAGUUGAUGCUCACACAGCUGAAGUGAAUUGCUUAUCGUUCAAUCCUUACAGUGAGUUUAUUCUUGCCACAGGAUCGGCUGACAAGACUGUUGCCUUGUGGGAUCUGAGAAAUCUGAAACUCAAGUUGUAUUCCUUUGAAUCACAUAAGGAUGAAAUAUUCCAAGUUCAAUGGUCGCCUCACAAUGAGACUAUCUUAGCUUCCAGCAGUACUGAUCGUAGGCUGAAUGUCUGGGAUCUAAGUAAAAUUGGAGAAGAACAGUCCCCAGAAGAUGCGGAGGAUGGCCCACCAGAGUUGUUGUUUAUUCAUGUUGGCCACACUGCCAAGAUAUCUGACUUCUCCUGGAAUCCCAAUGAGCCUUGGGUGAUUUGUUCUGUAUCAGAAGACAAUAUCAUGCAAGUGUGGCAGAUGGCAGAGAACAUUUAUAAUGAUGAAGACCCUGAAGGAAGUGUGGAUCCAGUGGGACAGGGAUCCUAGACACGUCUGAACUUGUGAUUUUAGACUCUCCUUGUUCUCCUUUGAACCCU